CGUUUCCGUACAGACGCCAAGGAACAAACACCAUGGUGAAGCCCACGGGUGAGAGCUGCGGCAGACGAAAAAAGGACCUGAAACGGAAAGCCGCUACCGAAGAACCUCAGAAGGCUGCAGUCGCUGAGGAUGGGGCGACGGAAAGCGGGGCCCAGCCCCCGAAAGCUGCUGCCUUUCCUCCAGGCUUCAGCAUUUCGGAGAUUAAAAACAAACAACGGCGACACUUAAUGUUCACACGGUGGAAACAGCAGCAGCGUAAGGAAAAGUUAGCAGCUAAGAAAAAAAUUAAAAAGGAGAGAGAGGCUCUUGGUGAUCAGGCUCCACCAAAGCCUAUACCCAAGACCAUUGACAACCAGCGAGUGUGUGAUGAAACCAUAGUAGACCCUAAUGAUGAGGAGGUUGCUUAUGAUGAAGCUACAGAUGAAUUUGCUUCUUACUUCAACAAACAAACUUCUCCCAAGAUUCUUAUCACAACAUCAGAUAGACCUCAUGGGAGAACAGUACGACUCUGUGAACAGCUCUCCACAGUUAUACCAAACUCUCAUGUUUACUACAGAAGAGGACUGGCUCUGAAAAAAAUUACUCCACAGUGCAUCUCAAGAGAUUUCACAGACCUGAUCGUUAUUAAUGAAGAUCGUAAAAUACCAAAUGGAUUAGUUCUGAGUCACUUGCCACAUGGCCCAACUGCUCAUUUUAAAAUGAGCAGUGUUCGUUUACGUAAAGAAAUUAAGAGAAGAGGCAAGGACCCCACAGAACACGUACCUGAAAUAAUUUUGAAUAAUUUUACAACCCGGCUGGGUCAUUCUGUUGGGCGUAUGUUCGCAUCUCUCUUUCCUCAUAAUCCUCAGUUUAUUGGAAGGCAGGUUGCCACAUUCCACAAUCAACGGGAUUAUAUCUUCUUCAGAUUUCACAGGUACAUAUUCAAGAGUGAAAAGAAAGUGGGAAUUCAGGAACUUGGACCCCGUUUUACUUUAAAAUUAAGAUCUCUUCAGAAAGGAACCUUUGAUUCUAAAUAUGGAGAAUAUGAAUGGGUCCAUAAGCCCCGGGAAAUGGAUACAAGUAGAAGAAAAUUCCAUUUAUAAAGUACUGAAGUAAUAGUAUUGGAUUGUGAACAUGUCCAUCUUGAAGACUGAAGACUCUCUUCAAAAUGGCA
Messenger RNA from Manis pentadactyla (Chinese pangolin), 1153 nucleotides. RefSeq names its product ribosome production factor 1 homolog (gene RPF1). The record is from RefSeq and is a predicted model, not a curated record. Gene Ontology annotation, biological process: maturation of 5.8S rRNA; maturation of LSU-rRNA. Gene Ontology annotation, molecular function: rRNA primary transcript binding. Gene Ontology annotation, cellular component: preribosome, large subunit precursor; nucleolus. Bases 33 to 1082 code for a protein of 349 amino acids. The transcript has 9 exons. NCBI's taxonomy places the organism in Eukaryota, Metazoa, Chordata, Mammalia, Pholidota, Manidae.